This is a messenger RNA of Mytilus trossulus (common blue mussel), 775 nucleotides long. RefSeq names its product hemagglutinin/amebocyte aggregation factor-like. Lineage: Eukaryota; Metazoa; Mollusca; Bivalvia; Mytilida; Mytilidae. Gene Ontology annotation, cellular component: extracellular matrix. The coding region runs from base 126 to 650 and encodes 174 amino acids. The record is from RefSeq and is a predicted model, not a curated record. The transcript is spliced from 5 exons. Gene Ontology annotation, biological process: collagen fibril organization.
UUUUAUUUGACCUUGACGAUGGUUUUGACUGAGUGCGAAUUGUGUUGAAAUUUAGAAAGUAGUGCCAUUCAGGAAGCUGUUUUUUCUAUCUACCUACACUUAGAUUCAAUUAAAAUCAUUGAUUGAUGAUGCUGGUGUUACAUAUCCUUUGUUUGAUAUGUACACUGAAUUUUGUGGUCGGAUGGGAAUGGGUUAACGAUUAUGAUGGAGAUAUGUAUUUUGAAUGUCCACGAGGAAAAGCCAUAUCUUACCUCUAUAGUACACAUCACAACCGUCAUGAAGAUCGUAAAUGGGCAUUAGAAUGUAGAAGUACUGGAAGCGAAAGCCACAGCUGUUACAAGACACCUCAUUAUGUGAAUGACUGGGAUGAAUUCUUCAGCUUUGAAUGCAACAAUUCUGGAUUCAUAUGUGGUAUGGACAGCAUACAUGACAAUCGCCGUGAGGACAGACGGUUUAGGUUUCAAUGUUGCUCAAUUGCUGGAAAGGAUCUCAGUCAAUGUUAUAGAACCUGGAGAAAUCGAUACGACUAUCCCGAUUCAGUGCGUGUACCAAACGGUUACGUUAUAAGAGGUGUUUCCAGUACACAUGACAACCGCAAAGAAGAUCGACGAUACAGCUGGGAAGUAUGCCAGUUGGUGAAUCGUGGAUAGUUUUCCAUAUAUGAGGAUUUUGAGAGCUUAACAUCAAUUUAACAUCGAACUUUAACAUUAAUAAUCUAUUCUAUGAAAAAUGCUUCUUUGUUCACAGCAUACAAAAAUAAAUUUAAUUAUAGUUA